AUGGCUACCCCUAGUGUCCUCGCUUUUGACGCUGAGGGUCGAGCCAUUGACUUUGAGGUCUGGGUCGACGACCUGCAGCUGUUCUUACAGUGCGAUAAGGCGGACGGCCUUUCCCUCUUUGACCUCACCUCUGGCGCCUCUCCUGCCCCUGCUGCUGAUGCUGACCCCGCUGUUCGCUCUCAGUGGGCCACCCGCGAUGCUGCUGCACGUCUUGCUGUGCGUCGCCACUUGCCCACCACUGAGCGCACGCACUUUGGUCAGUACAAGAGUGCUCAGACCUUGUAUGACGCUGUAGUUGCGCGCUACUCUUCCCCUGCCACUGCUGCACUGAGCCGUCUCAUGCUACCGUACCUCUUUCCUGAUCUCACUGCCUUUCCCACUGUCGCUGACCUCCUUACGCACCUCCGCACUAGUGACACUCGCUACCGCGCCGCCCUUCCUGCUGAGUUCUGCGCCAAGAACCCCCCCCCCAUGUACAUCACUCUCUACUACAUAGUCACACGCCUCCCUGACUCCCUUCGCGUAGUCAGGGACCACUUCCUCUCAGUCUGUCCCACCACUCUCACUGUCGACCUCCUCGAGAAGGCCCUCCUAGCGGCGGAGAAGAGCAUCGUCGCUGUCGGAGCCUCUCGUGGUGACCCUCGCACCCCCAUCUUUGAGGGGUGUUCUCCUUCCCCCCUACUACCCUCUGUUACCUCUGCUGCUACUGCCGACCUGCUUGGUCUUGAGUCGGUCGGCGCGGCGUUUGCCCCUAGCGGGAGACGCCGCCCUGGCAAGGGCAAGGGGGGCAAGGGCGCGGGUGGAACUGGAGGGGGCGGUGGAGGUGGCGGUGGAGGCGGCGGAGGGAGUGGGGGUGGCGGUGGGAGUAGUGGCGGAGGCGGUGGUGGUGGUGGCAGCGGCGGAGGAGGCGGCGGUGGCGGCGGCAGCGGUGGGAGUGGAGGCGGCGGUGGUGGCGGAGGUGGAGGCGGCGGUGGCGGAGGGGGUGGAGCUGGUCGGGGUGGUGCCCCGCAGCGGAGCGGCUCUGGUAGUGGUCAGCGCCAGCAGCAGCAGCAGCAGCAGCGUUCGCGGGACAUCCCCCCGCCCCUGCAACUCCGUGAGUGGUACACGCAGCGUCAGAGGGGUGGGGGUACUGGUCCGUGCGCCUACGUCCUUCGUUCCGGCGACCGCGCGGGUGAGCAGUGUGGGGGUGCCCACCCCACCCAGCGCUGCUUUGGCCGCCUGACGGACGCUUGGCGUCAGCAGUUCCCAGAGGCUAGUGAGAUUCCCCGCUGGGGAGAGCUGUCUAGGGCUGGUGUAGCUAUCUUUGAUCUUGACUUUGAUGCUAUCCUUGCUGCCAUGUAUGCUGUGACUAUUAGUGAGGAGGGUGACUGUUACCGGUGUUUCCCGCCCGACCCGGGCAUUGGUACUGCUGCGUUAGGUGCUUGUGAGGCUGCUGCUCUAGGUGCCAGUGCGUCUGCGCUCUCAGGUACUGGUGAGGCUGCGCUCCCAGACCGCACCACACUCACGCCGCUUGGUCGGCCGGUUGCAGUCUCCCUGGCUGACCCCUCUGGGGGUCCUGUCCUCUCUCAUUUCUCCACUGUCCUCCCGUGUCCGGCUGCCCCCUCGGGCACCCUGUCUGGUCUGUACCUCCCCUCGUUCUCUACGAACUUGGUGAGUGGUGCUGACCUGCAGGAUGCGGGGGUUCACCAGUUUACUCCUGCGAGUCAGCGGGUGACCCACUGCACGGACGCACGCACAGGCCGGCACCUGGCCACGUUCUCGCGUCGGCCAGGGUCGAGCCUCUACACCCUGACCACUGAGUCUCCUCCUGUCCCUGCGUCUGGCCAGGUAGCUGCGUCAGGACCUUCCUGUGUCCCCUGUGUCGAGGGGCGCCUCCGGGCUGCUCCUCACUCCUCCCAGUUUCCCACGACAGAGGCUCCUCUGCAGACACUUCACAUGGACGUGUGGGGCCCGGCCCGCGUCCGUGGGCAGGGUCACGAGCGCUACUUCCUGCUGGUGGUUGACGACUACUCGCGUUACACCACAGUCUUCCCCUUGCGCAGCAAGGGUGAUGUCACUGAGACCUUUACGCUUCCGGACUCUCCACAGCAAAAUGGGAUUGCUGAGCGCCGCAUUGGCAUGGUCAUGGACGUCGCUCGUACGUCCAUGAUGCAUGCGGCUGCCCCCCAUUUUCUGUGGCCGUUUGCGGUUCGGUACGCGGCGCAUCAGCUCAACCUUCACCGCAGGGUCUCCCGGCCGGAGACCUCCCCAGCUCUGCUGUGGACGGGGAAGGUCGGCGAUGCGUCUGCGUUCCGUGUCUGGGGAUCUCGGGCGUUUGUCCGCGACUUGUCUGCGGACAAGCUGUCCCCUCGUGCUGCUCCCUGUGUCUUCCUGGGCUUCCCCUCUGACGCCCCAGGGUGGCAGUUCUACCACCCCUCCUCUCGUCGUGUUCUGUCCUCCCAGGACGUCACUUUCGACAAGCCGGUCCCCUUCUACCGUCUCUUCCCCUACCGCACUCCUUCCCUUCCCCCACCGCCACACUUCCUUGUGCCAGGUCCCCCCCCGGUAGACCCCCUUCCCCCUCAGGGUCCUGCCCCUUCUGGUGUGUCCCAGGUUGACGCAGUCGAGCCGGUCAAGGUUGCUGGUGACUCAGGUACUGCUGCGGGUGCUGAGCCUGGGGGUGCUGACUCUGGGGGUGCCCUGCGCGUGGGUGCUGCGCCUGGGGGUGCUGAGACUGGGGGUGCUACGCCUGGGGGUGCUGAGCCUAGGGGUACUGCGACUGGGGGUGCUGAGCCUAGGGCUGCUGAGUCUGGGGGUACUACGUCGGGAGCUGCUGAGCCUGGGGGUGCUGCGUCUGGAGCUGCUGAGCCCUGGGGUGCUGAGUCUAGGAGUGCUUUGUCAGGAGCUGCUGAGCCUGGAGGUGCUGCGUCUGGGGCUGCUGGGCCUGGAGGUGCGGAGCCUGCGGCCGCUGGACCUCCCCUUGUGGCGUCUGGCGGUGCUGGGCCUGGAGGUUCUCUGGGUGCUCCGUCUCGGCGGGAGCCACUCUCUCCACAGGAGCUGCGCGAGUGGUUUGCUCGCCACUGGAGGCGUGCUGCUGGAGCUGGAGCUUCUUCGGCCGCUGAGGGUGCUGGUGCCGCCGGUCCCGGGGCUGUUGGGCCUGCAGGUCCUACUGGAGCUGGCGCUGCUGAGGGUGCUGGUGCUGAGACUGCUGCUGUCUGUCCUGACGGUGGUCCUGCUGCUGGUGCUACUGGAGGUCCUGCCGCUGGAGGUGCUGUUGGCGCUGGUGCUGCCGGAGGUGCUGAGGGUGCUGGUGCUGUCCCUGCUGUGUCUGGAGUCGCCGCGCGGCCUCGGCCGUACUUCGUUCCACUCCUGCAGCAGGUUCUUGGUCUUUCUCCUCCUGUAGAGUGUCCACCGCCUGUCCAGUCACCGUCACAGUUAGAGCCCGCCUCCCCACUUCCGGCUCCCUCUCCUUACACUGGUCCUACUGGAGGUCUUGCUGAGCGUCGUGAGCCUGCGUCUCGUCCCGCGUCGCCUGUUCGUGCUGCUCGCACUAGUGGUCGCGGUUUGCUUCAGCGUCCUCCUCCUGUCCCUGGCACGCACCGGAUGUCUCUGCGUCCGUCCACUACUCCUCUGCGUGCCCCUUUGCCUUCUCCUCCUGCGUCCUCUCUUCCUGAGCUUGCUGACCCGGAGUCAGACUCUCUUCGUACUGCCAGUCCUACUGUCACGCGGCUCCUUGCUACUGUCGUCACUGACCCCUCGUUUGAGUCCGCUGCUGCGUCUGCGCUUGUUGCUGAGCUCGUCGACUUUGCUGCUCGCUGUCGUCUAGACUACACUGCCAGUCUUGUUGCUGAGUCUGCGUCUGUCUGUCCUCCGUCCGUCGGGGGUGAGUGUGCUCUUGGCACGGACGUCCUUGAGGACAGGCAGGAGGAGUUCCAGUGUCUGGCUACUGCUUCACCUCAUCUCGCGUCUGUACUGCUUGCCUCUAAGGGAGACCCGGAUGCACUAGACAUCCCGACUCCGCGCUCUUACGCGGAGGCCGUAGAGGGUCCCUACUCCUCUCAGUGGCAGGCAGCUAUGGAUGCAGAGAUGGCUUCCUGGAAGUCCACAGGCACCUACGUUGACGCGGUUCCCCCUCCUGGGACGAACAUCGUCAGUGGCAUGUGGAUCUUCAGGGUGAAGCGGCCGCCGGGCUCUCCACCUGUCUUCAAGGCGCGGUACGUUGCUCGUGGCUUCAGUCAGCGGCAGGGAGUUGACUACUUUCAGACCUUCUCUCCCACCCCGAAGAUGACUACUCUUCGGGUGCUGCUGCACAUAGCCGCUCAGCGCGACUACGAGCUCCACUCUCUUGACUUCAGCACUGCUUUCUUGCAGGGUAGCCUGCACGAGGAGAUCUGGCUGCGCCGUCCACCUGGCUUCACUGGGACUUUCCCUCCUGGCACCCAGUGGAGCCUCCGACGGCCAGUCUACGGUCUCCGCCAGGCACCGCGUGAGUGGCACGACACACUGAGGACUACGCUUGCGGCUCUUGGGUUUGCUCCCUCUACUGCUGACCCUUUGCUGUUUCUGCGCACCGACACUUCUCUGCCGCCGUUCUACAUCCUCGUGUACGUCGACGACUUGGUCUUUGCCACAGCUGACACUGCUAGACUCGCCUACGUGAAGUCCGAGCUGCUGAAGAGACACACAUGCACAGACCUGGGUGAACUGCGCAGCUAUCUUGGCUUGCAGAUCACUCGGGACAGAGCACGCCGCACCAUUACCUUGACUCAGUCACACAUGGUGCAGCAGGUCCUUCAGCGCUUCGGCUUCACGUACUCCUCGCCUCAGGCCACUCCUCUGUCUACUCGCCACUCGCUCUCAGCUCUGCCUUCGGAUGAGUCCGUAGAGUCGAGUGGCACGUACCCAGAGCUUGUUGGCUGCCUCAUGUACCUGAUGACCUGCACACGACCUGACCUUGCAUACCCUCUUAGCAUUCUUGCACGCUAUGUUGCUCCUGGGAGACACCGACCAGAGCACAUGGCUGCAGCGAAGAGGGUGUUGCGCUACCUGUGCAGUACGUUGGGCAUGGGGCUAUUGCUUGGAGGGCGGAGUCCAGUGGUCCUUACGGGGCACGCGGACGCUUCUUGGGCUGACGACCAGGCUACGCAGCGGUCGUCACAGGGUUACACCUUCAGUCUUGGUUCCGGCUCUGUCUCGUGGCGGGCUACUCGCUCGUCUUCUGUCCUCAGCUCCAGUUGUGAGGCUGAGAUCUAUGCCGGGGCCAUGGCUGCACAGGAGCUACGCUGGCUCACCUACCUGCUGACUGACCUUGGAGAGCCGCCUCGUUCUCCUCCAGUUCUGUACGUAGACAACAAGGCCAUGCUGGCCUUGUGUCGGGAGCAGCGCCUGGAGCACAGAACGAAGCACAUUGCUCUCCGCUACUUCCUUGCUCGUGAGCUACAGCAGCGUGGACAGUUGCGGCUUGCGUACGUGGCCUCUGAGGCCAACACUGCUGACGUGUUCACCAAGGCACUCGCGCCUUGUGACCAUCAGCGCUUCUGCACUCAGCUGGGUCUUGUACCUGUCUUGCCUCACUUGCUCUCCUCUUGA
Messenger RNA from Closterium sp. NIES-65, 5568 nucleotides. The record is from the annotation of a GenBank genome assembly. NCBI's taxonomy places the organism in Eukaryota, Viridiplantae, Streptophyta, Zygnematophyceae, Desmidiales, Closteriaceae.